AUGGGAACUUUAGAGGAGACGAAUUUCUCCACAAAUGAAUCGGGUUCUUACGGAGUUUGGCCCAUCGUCUACGCUAAUCCCAAUGAUUCCGAUUUCCAGUCUUGCCUCGAAGAUGCCGAAAUUACUACAGCAUUUAGAUUCGUUAUAAAUGGCUUGCUAAUGAAUAUAAUUGGAGUGCUGGGCGUAUUAGGCAACAUAAUUUCCAUGAUUAUUUUGUCGAGGCCUCAGAUGAGAAGCAGUAUUAAUUAUUUAUUGAUCGGCCUGGCACGGGUCGAUACAGUACUGAUCAUUACGAGUAUUCUACUAUUCGGAUUACCAGGGAUAUACCCUUAUAGCGGUAUGCUCUUCAGCUACUUCUACAUCGUCUUGCCCCAUAUAGCCCCCGUAGUAUUUCCUAUAGCCACGGUAGUACAAACAGCAUCGGUAUAUCUUACUGUGACAGUGUCUCUAGAGAGAUUUGUGGCUGUUUGCCAUCCGUUGAGGGCCAGAUCGCUGUGUACGUACGGCAGGGCCAGAAUCUACGUGGUAGGAAUUAUCAUAUUUUCCGCUAUGUACAAUUUGCCCAAACUUUGGGAAACAACGGUUCAAAAAGAGUGGAGCGAAAGGGACAAUUUUACGGUGUAUUGCGUUCGAGAAUCCGCUCUAAGGGGCAACGAAACCUACAUCCACGUGUACAUCCACUGGUUGUACCUGAUAUGUAUGUAUUUGGUGCCGUUCGUCUCACUAGCAGUAUUGAAUGCUUGUAUAUAUAGACAGGUACUGAGAGCGAAUCAGGAGCGCCAGCGCCUCUCCAGGCAUCAGAAACGCGAAAUCGGCCUAGCGACCAUGCUUCUAGGAGUCGUCGUCGUCUUCUUCAUAUGCAAUCUCCUCCCGUUGGUCAUCAACAUCAUCGAAUGCUUCAACGUUCGCAUACCUUUCGAACUCGACUAUCUGCUGCAAGUCAGCAAUCUGUUAGUGACGAUAAAUUCUAGUGUUAAUUUCAUCAUAUACGUGAUCUUCGGCGAGAAAUUCAAGAGACUAUUUUUGAUAUUGUUCUGCAACAACAAUUUGUUCAGAGGCGGCAGGGAAUCCCCAGACGGCGUCACUCACGAGGACAGCUUCAUGUCGAACGGCGACAGGCAGAGUUUGAGGUUGCACAGGCACAGCACGCUCAGCAGGAACGGCACGAAUUCAUCAAACACCGGCCGCACGAACGGCUCCACCAGGAUCUCGCAGACGAGGCACAGCUGCCGCUACGGCAGGACUUCGAGCCCGAGCCCGUGCGUGUACUAUCCUGCUAGCAGGAACAGCAAGGAGAUCACGCAGACGACGGUACUGAUAGCCGACUGA
This is a messenger RNA of Phyllotreta striolata, 1329 nucleotides long. NCBI's taxonomy places the organism in Eukaryota, Metazoa, Arthropoda, Insecta, Coleoptera, Chrysomelidae. The record is from the annotation of a GenBank genome assembly.